AAAGAAAGAGAGUGAGUGAACAUAAAGGGUGCUAUGAGCUCCACAAAAUAACUUCCAAUGGCAGCAACACUCUCUCAUUCCUCACUCUAUCCCUUCAAUUCUCUCUCUUCUUCUUCAACAACAAUCUUUUCAUCUUUAUGCCAUUUUACAUGCUGUCCUUCUUUUUCAACAAAGCUUGAUUUCCCAGUCUUGUCAACAUCAUGUUUUUCCCAAUUUCACCAAUUCUUCCCAUGCCCCACAAAUCAUCAUCCCAUUUUGCUCUUUGUUGGUUUUGAUUCACCCCCUUUGGAUACUCAAACUUUUCUUGCUACUAUCAGUGUUUUAACUGCCAUUGCUCUCUCCCUCUUUCUUGGCCUCAAGGGAGAUCCAGUUCCUUGUGAUAGGUGUGCUGGGAAUGGUCAACCUUUUAUCCCUUUUGGUUUAAAUUGCUGUUAUGUGUGUGGAACAAAGUGCGUGUUUUGCAACGAUGGUAAGAUGAAGAAAGAAACAGGAUUAGUUGACUGCAAAGUUUGCAAGGGUGCAGGAUUAAUACUCUGCAAGAAAUGUGCUGGUUCUGGAUACUCAAAAAGGCUAUGACAUAUACUGCUUGUACUCUUUUCCCCUCUAGUUAUUGACUUGUGUUCUGAGGCUAAUUCACACAUACAUGAAAAUUUGAAGCUCACAUAUGAGGCUAUUUCUUUUGUUUAAAUAUUUGGCAUUCAUAUAUUUUUCUUUUUAAAAAGAAGGGUUACUAGUACUUUUGA
Messenger RNA from Solanum dulcamara, 743 nucleotides. RefSeq names its product protein BUNDLE SHEATH DEFECTIVE 2, chloroplastic. NCBI's taxonomy places the organism in Eukaryota, Viridiplantae, Streptophyta, Magnoliopsida, Solanales, Solanaceae. Bases 58 to 576 code for a protein of 172 amino acids. The record is from RefSeq and is a predicted model, not a curated record. The transcript is spliced from 4 exons.